Messenger RNA from Lachancea sp. 'fantastica', 1734 nucleotides. The record is from the annotation of a GenBank genome assembly. Lineage: Eukaryota; Fungi; Ascomycota; Saccharomycetes; Saccharomycetales; Saccharomycetaceae.
AUGGACUCUAACGAGAUUGUUAGACAUGAUUCUCAACAGCAGGAUGCUGAAGAUGUUAUAGAGAUCGAAAGCUGUGCAGAAGACGAGGCGGAGAUCCAGAACGCCACAGAACUACGACAAAACCCUACAGGACCAAGACGGGACUGGUCUGGUCGUUUCACACCGGCCCAAACUAAUGGUAAUAGGCAAAACGCACAAGAAGAUGCUAAUGAACAACACAAUGACAAUGACGAUGAUUUAGAGGUGGUGGACGAAAUAGUGAUCGAUGAUGGGGGUCCUUUGGACCCCAACGCGGAAUACGUGGACCUCGAUAACGAGAGACCGUUCACCGUGGCGCAAAUAAGACCCAGACAACCUUCCACUGGAAGUGGCCAAGAGGACGAUGACGUCGUAUUCGUGGGGCAAAACACCACAAAUGCGAGUUUUGUGCUGAAUCUUCCCGGUGGCGAUCGAGUAUUGUUUUCGGGCAGUCCUCUCGAGCUGCCUGUUCGAAGGUCCUUCCAGCACCAAGUGCCUCGGGCUCUUUCGUCACAUUUGAACUCGCGAAGAAGACGUGCUCAGCGCGUUGCAGCUGGUGCUCAACAAGCAUUGAAUGCACCCAUGACUGCAUCAAAUCAACAGUUUUCGAAUUUCAAUGAGCAGCGCAGGAGAAAUGAGAUGCGACUUAGAAGAAGCACUCGCCAUAUGCAACAAAAUGCAAGAAGACAUACACCUUUUUCAAGUCCCAGUAGCUUCAUGGGCCAUUCGAACCCUGCGAAUUUUCAAUCGCAACUUUCCAUGCUACCAGUUGGCGUUCGGGCCGCUUUUGACGAAGCAUUGUCGAUUGACGAAUUUCAAUCUGUGCUCGAGGCUAGAGACCGAGAAAGCUACGAACAACGUUUGGACGAGCUUACAACGCUGUAUGCACAGUACCGUGAGAUUGUGGAGAACUCAAGGGAGCCAAACCCAAGUAACGAGCCGAGAGCUGGUCGCAACAUGUUUCAUUGGGCGCAGGCGUUGGGAACUUUCGCGGGUCACAAUGGCGGCAGACAACACGGCCUGGCAAGAGCGUGGGUUCCUCCCCAGUACGCAGGAAUCCACACCAGAGACACAGAUGAUUCGCGGGAAAUACAGGGAAUAAUGGAAUUGAUUGAGGCCCGUAAUGAGGCAGAAGUCGAUAGCAAGAAACGCAAGCUCAUGGAAAGCACUAAGGGCAAGCGAAUGAGCUUUUUGGAAGAUGCCAAGAAACUGCCCGAGGGCUAUAGCUCCUCUUUCGACGUUGUGCUGAAACUGGAGAUGCCAAUUAGGCGCAACAAACAGACCGAAAUCAUAAGUGUGGAAGACGACGAGGCGACGGAGAUCGAAAUUCCCGCUUGUACUCUUUGCGGUGUUGAACUGGGGGUUGGAAUUCCAGAGGGUUACGAGGGAAGAGGCCAAUCUGACGACAAUAGGUCUUUCAGCGAGCUUGUUGAGAAAUAUAAAUUCCAUUGUCCUUACCAGUCAUUACGAAGAUUUACGGUUGCAGACAGAGACUUAUCGCGGGAAACUUACGUGGCAAGCUGUGGGCAUAUGUUUUGUGGUCGUUGCCUUGCAAGAAUACGCAGUGCGAGAAAAGUGAAUGAGAAAAGUGCCAAGAAGUUCAGAAAUGCGAUGGGACCUUCGCAUCCGGACAAUUGCGGUCCUCGACAAUGCCCGGCUGAGAAUUGCAAGAACAAGCUGCGACAGAACUCCACGAUGCACGAAGUCUUCUUCUGA